Messenger RNA from Paramecium pentaurelia, 1747 nucleotides. NCBI's taxonomy places the organism in Eukaryota, Ciliophora, Oligohymenophorea, Peniculida, Parameciidae. The record is from the annotation of a GenBank genome assembly.
AUGGACAAUAAAUUAACAAAUAUCAACUCUUAUAUCGAAGACCUUAGAACAAGUAAUCUAUCCAAAGAGGAAUUAUUUGAAAAGGCAAAGUCUCUUUAUGAAAGUGAUUAAACAAUUUUAAAUGCUAUGACAAUUUUCAAUGUAAUUUUAUUAUUAGAAUCUAAGUUUAUAGCAGAUGCUGAAGACAGAGUACUAGAAGUAUUAUAAAAUUCUUUAUUACAAUUAUUGUAACAUUAAGACAAUCGAAUUUAAGAACUAACAAUAUAAAUUAUAUCUAAAUUAGUUACUAAACACAAUUUCUAAGAAUUAAGCACUUAAGUUUUAGAUUUGUUGAUUAAUAUCAUAAUUUGGGAUGAUACCUUUAUUAUUUAUAAUCAAAGCUAUAAAUUUGCAUAAACACUUCUCAAAGAGUCUUUUCCAGACAUACAAAAUAAGAUUAAGGUAAUGGAACCAAUGUUUAUGAAUAAAUAUUAUUUUACAAACAAAAAAGAAUACUACAUUUAAGGUUUAUUAGGAUCAAUGGAAUUAUUUUUAUAAUAUAAAUACAAUGUUGACAAAGUUAUUGAAGUAAUUGAGAUUAUUCAAAGGAUAGCUAGACACUAGAAUAAAUAUGUAAGACUUUAUGCAUAGAAAUUUGUUCAUCAUCUCUUUUAAUUUUAUGAAGGCAAUCUUUAUAAUAGCAUUAUUAUUUCAACUAUUUAAUAAGGAUUAAUGGAUGAAUCACUUGAAGUGAGAAUGUAAGCACUUAAAGAAUAUUAAAUUCUGAAUCCAAAAAAUAAAGAUUGCUUUAUGAUACCUUUACUAAACAAUUGUCAUACUGAUAAUUUGAUGGAAGUAGCUGCAAAUAUUGCUUAAGAGCAUUUUCCUUCAGUUGGAGGUCCUCCUAUUUUGGGUCUCAUUACAAUAAUAAGAGAUAGAUUUCUCAAAGAAUGUCUCAUAUAUAAUUAUAAUUGUACAACAAGUAGAUAUUAUUAAAUCAGGAGUAGUGGACUAUCAACACUUUAAACAUUCAUUUUAUUUUUAAAAUAAACACCAAAUUUAUUGCCAUAAAAGGAAAUAUUGAAGGCAGCUUAGAAUUGUACUUUAUUUGAAACUGAUCCUAUAGUAAGAUAGGCUGGAUUUAGUUUAAUGUAUCACAUAAUUAGAUUAAAUAUGAAUGAAGUUAUGUAAUAUCAAUAAUAGAUCGUUGAUAAUUGCUUAUUCCAUUUAAGUGAUGUUCCUUUAGAAUGUAAAGAGUUUUGUGCAAAAAUAUUGGCAUUGUUCAAAGAUCAUACUGAUUUAAUAAAAAAUUUACAAUAAAAAGUUUAGGUAGUUAAGGAUAAAGAAAUGGCAUAUUAAGAUUUUGUUGGAGUUGUACCUAAUACAGAAGAGGCAUAAAAUCAUUUAUAAAAAAGUUUAGAAGCUCAAGGAGGUAAAGAUAAGGUUGUCAGUAAACAUCAAUCUUAAACAUUACUUGGAAUUACUAUGUGUUUUAAGUAAAUCUCCAUUUUAUCACCAGAUGAAUAAUUAUUAAAAUAAUUAAUCAUAUUGAUAUCCUCAUGUUUGAAAUAUGUUGAUUGGCAAAGACAUUACAUUUUAUAAUGUUUAAUAGAAGGAUUAUAAGAAUUAAAGAUUGUUAAGAGAUUACCAAUAAAAUUAUUAGAUGAAACAGACAUAUUAGCUUAUAUGAAAUAAUAUAAUGAGACAGAAUUGCUUAAUAGGAUAGGUGAGAUAGUUGGACCAACUAUUUUGAAAGGAAGAUUAUGAU